This is a messenger RNA of Rosa rugosa (rugosa rose), 1149 nucleotides long. RefSeq lists its product as uncharacterized. The record is from RefSeq and is a predicted model, not a curated record. NCBI's taxonomy places the organism in Eukaryota, Viridiplantae, Streptophyta, Magnoliopsida, Rosales, Rosaceae. The transcript is spliced from 2 exons. The coding region runs from base 1 to 1089 and encodes 362 amino acids.
AUGUUACGCUCCCUUUUUGAUCGCAUUCUUGAAGAGGUAACUAAUGCUAACAAUUACUUUCAACAGAGAGCAGAUUGCAGAGGUCAACCUGGGUUUAGUCCUCAUCAAAAGGUUACCGCAGCAAUGAGGAUGUUAGCGUAUGGCAAUGCUGCUGAUGCGCUUGAUGAAUACCUUCGAAUGGGAGAGAGCACUGCAAGGGAGUGUUUGAAGAAAUUCUGUGACACUGUCGUGCGCAUCUAUGAAGCAGAAUUUCUUAGAAAACCAACACAAGAGGACAUUGACAGGCUCCUACGAAAAGGUGAGUCUCGUGGCUUUCCUGGUAUGCUUGGUUCAUUAGAUUGUAUGCAUUGGGAAUGGAAAAAUUGUCCUAGUGGUUGGCAAGGACAAUUUGUUGGGCAUUACCACCGUCCAACUAUUGGUAAUGCCCAACAAAUUGUCCUCGAGGCAGUAGCCUCGUAUGACACUUGGAUUUGGCAUGCAUUCUUUGGAAUGCCUGGUUCCCACAAUGAUAUAUCUGUCCUGGAUUGCUCUCAUUUGUUUGAUGAACUUGCUGAAGGUCAUGGUCCUAUUGUUAACUAUUUUCUUAAUCAAAAGCCACAUACAAUCGGAUAUUAUCUUACAGAUGGUAUAUAUCCCGCAUGGGGUACGAUUGUGAAAUCAAUAUCUCAGCCUCAAACUAGAAAGCUCAAGUACUUUGCUACUAAACAAGAAAAAUAUCGCAAGGACGUGGAGAGAGCUUUUGGGGUUCUCCAAGCUCGAUUUGCUAUUAUAAAGGGACCUGCUCGAACUUGGCAGUUAGAUUUUCUUGGCAAGAUAAUGAAGACAUGUAUAAUUUUACACAACAUGAUUGUUGAAGAUGAACGUCCAUCAGAGGAAGUAUCAUUAUGUGAUGUGCCCGAAAAUAGUACGAGAAGGAAUGAAGAAGAUGAGUACGAAUCUCUACCCGAUGCUGAAGAUGUGCAUCGACUUCCAGCGGACUUAGAUGUUUUCUUGGCUCGUUACACUCAGCUCAGGAGUAGCCGACGCCACGACGAACUCAAACAAGAUCUUAUUGAUCAUUUAUGGAAUCUUAGAGGCGGUCGACCUUAAGCAGUUCUCAUUUUUCAAGUGUAUUAUUGUUUUUAUUAGUGUUGGUUGUGUUAUGUUUCU